CCGAAUCCUAAACCAAACUUUAUAAUCCCGUCCCAGUUCCCAAAUAAAUUAAACCGGCGCUGAGUACUGAUCUGCGAUCGGCGACUGUCUCUUCUCCGGGAUAGUGAAAGAUGAAGCUGAAGGUUGUGUAUCGUAAGGUCUCCGAUUACAUUCGUUACGAUCUCAAAGAAAUCGUCUUACCUUCAUCACUUCCCGAUCCUCCCCACGUCGUUAAACGCCGCAAAUUGACGUGGCACGAGCGAUUUCUCGUGUUGAAGGAAGCUUCAAGGCUUUAUGCUGCAAGCUGGGUGCGAGAUAUAGGUCCUGAACUUCGUCCAAAUGACUACAAGAAGCAAGGGGAUGCUGAACCUAAAAAACAAGCUAAAGAGACAGAGAACGAGCCCUCUGUUUUGGAAGAUCUUGCGGUAGCCGCAAGAGGUGGCAUGGAGACUUUAAGGCCUGCUUUACAUCGUCUGUACAUGACACGAGCUUCUCAUUAUAAAGAUGCUCUUGCAAGCUUUAUAAAAGGCUACCAUGAGGGUUUGCAGCAAGUUAUGCAGAGUAAAGCAGAGUCUGAAGCCCCUGCAGAUGAAUCUGACAAGUCCAAAAAGACUACCUGACCUUUUAGUUAGCUCCAAAAGCAGGGUUUAAUAUGUGAAUGCGAGUAUGUACGUAGCUAGAUUUUGGGUUCUUUGAUGGUGUACCACAACAAUCAAAAGAUUUCUAUCAACUACUUAGUCUUUCAUGCUCAAUGUACCCUAUUUGUGAAGUAACUUCUAGAAACCAAAAACAUUUAGCUUGACAAAUGUGCUUCAUAGAUUUAAGUUCCAAUU
This is a messenger RNA of Arabidopsis lyrata subsp. lyrata, 812 nucleotides long. RefSeq lists its product as uncharacterized. The record is from RefSeq and is a predicted model, not a curated record. Bases 111 to 599 code for a protein of 162 amino acids. Lineage: Eukaryota; Viridiplantae; Streptophyta; Magnoliopsida; Brassicales; Brassicaceae. The transcript has 3 exons.